This is a messenger RNA of Ichthyophthirius multifiliis, 1653 nucleotides long. RefSeq names its product selenoprotein o, putative. The transcript has 3 exons. NCBI's taxonomy places the organism in Eukaryota, Ciliophora, Oligohymenophorea, Hymenostomatida. The record is from RefSeq and is a predicted model, not a curated record.
AAACUAAUAAAUAAAAAAAACUUACAAAUGAAUUCUAAAUAAUCUUUUUAUAAUUUAAAUUUCAUAAACUCGGCAAUAAACAAAUUACCAAUAUAAACACCUACAACCACUAACCCAUAAACAGUUAGAGGAUAUUUUUAUUCAAAGGUCGAACCAAAAAUACGUCCUAAUCCAAAAAUAAUAAUUUUAAGUGAUCCCGCUUUAAAUCUACUAGACCUUACAAAAGAAGAAAUCCUAAAAGACUAAAAUUCAUUUACUUAAUUUUUUUGCGGUAAUCUCCUAAAUGAAAGCCAAGUCCCUAUCGCUCAUUGCUAUUGUGGACAUUAAUUUGGUUCAUGGGCUGGUUAAUUAGGAGAUGGUAGGGCAAUAUCUAUAGGAGAUAUAAGAAAUAAAAAAGGAUAAAUAAUCGAAUUAUAAUUAAAAGGAAGUGGAGUUACUCCCUAUUCUCGUUUUGCGGAUGGAAAUGCAGUGUUGAGAUCUUCUAUAAGGGAAUUUUUAUGUAGUGAGUUUUUAUAUUUCUUAGAUAUUCCGACUACGAGGGCUGCUUCGAUUGUCCAGACUGAUGAUUUAGCUUAGAGAGAUAUUUACUAUAAUGGGAAUGUUAUAUAAGAAAAGUGUUGUAUAGUUUUGAGGCUUGCUCCUACUUUUAUAAGGUUUGGGUCCUUUUAAAUUUGCGAUAAAGGAGGACCUUCCGAAGGUUUAGGGGAUUAAAUGAUCCCGGAACUAACAGAUUAUGUAAUUGAUCUUUUUUAUGAGGGUUUGAAGGAUAAAGAAGAUAAAUAUAGACUUUUUUUCGAAGAUAUAGUUAAAAAAACGGCUAUUUUAGUUGCUAAAUGGCAGACUGUGGCGUUCUGUCAUGGCGUUUUAAAUACUGAUAAUAUGAGUAUUUUAGGGCUUACAAUUGAUUUUGGUCCGUUUGGGUUUAUGGAGCAUUUUAAUAAGGAACAUAUAUGUAAUCAUAGUGAUCAGGAUGGCUAUUAUUCAUAUGAAAAUUAACCAAAAGCAUGUAAAUGGAAUCUUUUGAGACUAGCCGAAAGCUUAAAAUACGUUUUAGAUUUUGGAGAAAGCAAAAAAUACAUAGAGGAAAAUUUCGAUGUUAUUUUAUAAGAAAACUACUAUAAUAUAAUGAGGGAAAAACUAGGAAUUUAUUCAUAAAAUUAAGAAGACUGUAAAAGAAUUGUUGAUUAAUUAAUUGAAGUUAUGCACGAAUUAGGCUUAGAAUAUACUAAUUUUUUCAGGAAAUUAUCUACUGUUAAUAUAUUAAAUACUGAUAUUGAAGAUAUUUUAAAUUAAUUUCUAUUAUUUAAAGCUCCUGAUAAUAUUUUAAUGGAUAGAAUAAAACCUAGGUUUACAUAAGAAAUGUUAGAAAAAAUUUCUGAAUUAUAUGAGAGUAAUCCUUUAGAUAUGUAAAUGAGAGGAUUUACAAUUGAUAUUAUAGAAAGAGAAUAAUAGAAAAUAAUUAAAUAUAAUUAGUAUGUUGAAAAUUAGAAAGAUAUAUAAAAUAACAUAGUGAUAUAUUAUAUAAAUGGAUAGAAUCUUAUAAGGAAAUACUGAAAAAUGAAAAAAUUGAUUUUUAGGAAAGAGCAGAAAAAAUGAAAAAAAUUAAUCCUUCAUUUGUUUUGAGAAAUUAUAUGCUUUAAUAAUGUAUUGAAA